Molecule: messenger RNA, 471 nt
Organism: Dendronephthya gigantea
Lineage: Eukaryota; Metazoa; Cnidaria; Anthozoa; Malacalcyonacea; Nephtheidae
Product: ATP-dependent DNA helicase Q-like 1
Exons: 1
Coding region: 1-471 (156 amino acids)
Biological process (GO): DNA recombination; DNA repair
Cellular component (GO): cytoplasm; chromosome
Molecular function (GO): four-way junction helicase activity; 3'-5' DNA helicase activity
Source: RefSeq, a predicted model, not a curated record
AUGUCUAGCAAGCUACAGUUUGUCCUGAAGUCAUGGAGUGAUGCCAGAAAGCUGAGCUUCAUUGCAGUUGAUGAGGCCCACUGUGUUGAUGCAUGGGGCCAUGGUUUUCAUCCAGAUUUUCUAAAGCUUGUCAGCAUGAAACAUUUUGCUGUUCCAAUAAUUGCCCUGACUGGCACAGCCACACAGAAGGCAAUUUCAACAAUUGUGUCAACACUUGCAAUGGAUAUGCCAAGUGUUAUUAAAGUUAAAUGUGCAAGGACAAAUUUGUUUUUACAAAUUCAGAGCAAGAGUGAGAAACCUUUGAAUCAAGUUGCUGAUUUUAUUACUGCAAAUUGUCAAGGACAGAGGGGAAUUGUAUACUGUUCUCGUAGGAAGGACACAGUUGAUUUAGCACAUAAACUGAAGUUGGAGAAAAUUGAUGCUGUGUUUGUUCAUGGUGGUUUGCCAGACGUAGAUAGGAAAAAAACAUGA